Molecule: messenger RNA, 1638 nt
Organism: Hansenula anomala
Lineage: Eukaryota; Fungi; Ascomycota; Saccharomycetes; Phaffomycetales; Wickerhamomycetaceae
Gene: GAS1
Product: 1,3-beta-glucanosyltransferase GAS1
Exons: 1
Coding region: 1-1638 (545 amino acids)
Biological process (GO): fungal-type cell wall (1->3)-beta-D-glucan biosynthetic process
Cellular component (GO): fungal-type cell wall; cytoplasm
Molecular function (GO): 1,3-beta-glucanosyltransferase activity
Source: RefSeq, a predicted model, not a curated record
AUGUUGUUCAACCUUGCUUCUUCUUUCGUUGCAGCAGCUUCAUUAGUUUCUGUUGUUUCAGCAGCAGAUUUACCAGCCAUUGAAGUCGUUGGAAACAAAUUCUUUUAUUCCAACAACGGCUCACAAUUUUAUAUCAAAGGUAUUGCUUAUCAACAAGAUACUGCAAACAUCACUGGUGGUGAAAGUUUUGUUGAUCCUUUAGCUGAUGCUGAUGCUUGUAAGCGUGAUAUUCCUUACUUAUCAGCUGUUAACACCAAUACUAUCCGUGUUUAUGCCUUGAAUGAAUCACAAGAUCACACCAGUUGUAUGCAACAAUUAGCUAAUGCUGGUAUCUAUGUUAUUGCUGAUUUAUCUGAACCAUCAUUAAGUAUUGAUAGAGAUUCUCCAUCUUGGACCGUUGAGCUUUAUAACCGUUACACCAAAAUUGUUGAUGAAUUCCACAAUUACACCAAUGUUUUAGGUUUCUUUGCAGGUAAUGAAGUUACCAAUGAUAACACAAACACCGAUGCUUCAGCUUUUGUCAAAGCAGCUGUUAGAGACACCAAAGCUUAUAUCAAACAACAAGGUUAUAGAUCAAUCCCAGUUGGUUAUUCUUCAAAUGAUGAUGCUGACACCAGAAUUCAAAUUGCUGAUUAUUUUGCUUGUGGUGAUGAUGAUGAAAGAGCUGAUUUCUAUGGUAUCAACAUGUAUGAAUGGUGUGGUAAUUCAACAUUUGCCAAAUCUGGUUAUGCUGAUAGAACUGCUGAUUUCAAAAACUUAACCAUUCCAAUCUUCUUCUCAGAAUAUGGUUGUAAUGAAGUCAAACCAAGAGAGUUCACUGAAGUUGCAACUUUGUAUGGUAGUGAUAUGACUGAUGUUUGGUCUGGUGGUAUUGUUUAUAUGUAUUUCCAAGAAGCAAAUGACUAUGGUUUAGUUUCAAUUGAUGGUGAUGACGUUAAAACUUUAGAUGAUUAUAACAACUAUAAGAGUGAAAUUUUAAGAGUUAGCCCAACUUCAGCUGCAUCUUCAGCAGCAUCAGCAUCAGCACAUCAAUUAUCAUGUCCAACUGAAGAUAAAAACUGGAAAGCAUCAACUGAUUUACCACCAACUCCUGACGAUGGAUUAUGUUCAUGUAUGGAAAGUUCAUUGAGUUGUGUUGUUGGUGACAGUGUUGAUUCUGAUGAUUAUAGUGAUUUGUUUGGUAUUGUAUGUGGUGAAGUUUCAUGUGAUGGUAUUAACUCUAACGGUACCACUGGUUCAUAUGGUGCUUAUUCAUUCUGUUCAUCAAAACAAAAAUUAUCAUUUGUUUUAGAUUUAUACUAUAAAGCUCAAGGUUCAGCAGCCCGUGCUUGUUCAUUCAGUGGUUCAGCCUCUGUUAAAUCAGCAUCGACUCAAGCAGCUUGUUCAACAGCCUUAGCUGAAGCUGGUGCAUCUGGUUUAGGUACUGUUUCAGCCACUGUUAGUGGUUCAGGUAGAUCAACUGCAACUGGAUCAAAUGGUUCAAGUGGUUCAUCUUCUAGUGCAGGUUCUUCAUCAUCUUCAAGUGGUUCAUCAUCAAGAUCUGGUGCUGCAGGUCCAGUUGUUCCAAGAGGUGAAAAAGUCUUUGCUUCAGUCAUGGCUUUGUUAGUUGUUGGUGGUUUCACUUCAAUCUUGAUCUAA